AUGCAGGCCAGUUUGAGUAAUGAUCCCUCAUACAGUGCGCAGGACCUUAGUAAAAGUAACAUCCCUUUUCUUGGAUCUGAUGAAAGGCUGCAGCACCUGAACGAAUUCAGGACAGAUGAGCACCAAGAUGACAUGUACUACCAGCAUUCCCAACAAGGUGACCUCCACCAGCAGACCACCCUCCACCUUUACGACCCAACCAGCCAGCAUCAAAGCCACGACCUUGAGUACCACAUGGACAGCAUGCCUCAGCCGCACCAAGCCCAUCAGUACUCUGCUGCUUCACUGUCACACGCAGACACGUCCAGGAUCUUUGAGGACCACCCAGAGAAUGUGGGCUUCAUGGAGAGCCAAUACUCAGCUCAGUACUACAGCAAUGGGAAUGUUACAACCGACCUGCCCAUGUUUUCACAGCAGUGUGCAGUGGGCUCUGAGGCUCCGGUCCUUGGUAACACAGCUAAUCGUCCGUGCAACAUUCCUUUCAGCAGUGCACCAACAGGUAAAAAAAUGUUUAAAAAAUUUUUUUGUAAUAGUAAAAGCCAAAUUCAUAUCCACAUCAUCAUAUGAAAAAAUAUUAUUCUUACUUGAAAGAAACUUUUUUUAUAGGGUUGUAACCUCAUAUUUGGCUAUGAACUUAUAUGUUGGAUAUUACCUAAAUGAACCGAUGAAGUAUCAUUAAACUUUGACAAAAUAAAAUCUUUCUACACAACAGAUUGAGACUCUUAAUCUCAAGAAUAUAAUAAGAUGCCAUAAAUAUGAAUGAGAGUUUUUUUAAAUUUAUAUUUGUUUAUUGAUGAAUUAAGACUACUCCUAAAAUCUCACUCUUAGGUCUUCAGCUUGAGUUUCAUUAAGAAUAAUCCUAAAAUCUCACUCUUAGGUCUUCAGCUUGAGUUUCAUUAAGAAUAAUUCUAAAAUCUCACUCUCAGGACUUCAGCUUGAGUUUCAUUUCCCCACGGAAGAUGAAGAUGAAUCUACUAUAGAAAAGCAGCCUG
Lymnaea stagnalis (great pond snail) is the source of this 992-nucleotide messenger RNA. The record is from the annotation of a GenBank genome assembly. NCBI's taxonomy places the organism in Eukaryota, Metazoa, Mollusca, Gastropoda, Lymnaeidae.